AUGGCAUCUUCUCUUCCGACCUUCCCACGUAUAGUGUUCACAAUCAUCGAGCCCAUUUCAUUAAUCGCUGGCUUUGCUGGUGCCGUCAUUGAUCCAGCCUGGUUCAUGAACGAACAAGUUCCUCAAAGCAAUGUGAUCAGCCCUUCUGGAAACGGUAUCAUGGUGACCUGGCAGUUGGGAAAUCUUUACUUAUUGCUAGGAUUUCUUGGUAUUGCAAUCCUAUCAACGACCAAUGAGGUCAGUGUCGUCCGAGCAUAUCUUAUUGCACUGUGGCUUGGAGACAUCGGUCAUGUCGGUUUCAGCUCUUAUGGCUUAGGGUGGAAUCUGUCAAUGAGUCCCACGAAAUGGAACGCUACGACUUGGGGGAACAUCGCAAUGACGUUGUUUCUUUUCUUCACGAGAACGGCCUACCUCACUGGGCUCUUUGGCAAGGAUCACGUCAAACCUAAAAUUUGUGACAUUGGUAAUACAGGUACGUUAUGCCUGUCGUUCACCCUUAAGGUCAGCGUUCGGGUUAAGGGUGGAGUCAGCGCUUAUUGGUCAGUCGUCAAAAUUAAAACCAACGCGGCGCGCUUUGAGACUCUGUUCCUGUAUCUCACACGCCUUCACCUGAACACCCGUAAGCCGCUUCAUAUUGGCGACACAACGGCUGCAUCUCAGCCUCAGAGAGUUAUGCGCAACACUCGAGGCCGCGUAGCGACAACCGCAACACCACCAAGAGAGACGCAUAUUUCCCAGGACAAGCCAGUACUGUCAAUCGAGCAUGUUAGAGUAUUACAGAGACACCCGCCAGCUCGCCGCAACGCUCCGCCUCGGGCUCAAGGACGAGAGUCCAGUAUCUCAACCAAUCCAGCAAGACCUGACGACGAAACUGAAUUUAUAGAGGAUGAUGACGAGUACCCUCAACCUGACGACCCUGGCAGCCAGCUGAGGGAGAUUGCUUCUGGCCUGAACCCCUACUCUCCUACUUCUCAGUAUACACCUGGACGAAGCUCAGUAGAACAAACCCAUGCAAAUUAUGGACAAAAUCCAUAUGAACCCGACUACCCCGGUGCUGAUUCGGCGAACCAAGGGGACAGUUACAUACCAUCUGUUCCUCAGCCUGAAUCGAACGACGCUGGCCUUGGUGGCGCAGGCCUUGCAAGUGAUUACCCCAAGACCAGCCCAGAGCUCGAUUCUGAGAAAUUGAAGAAUCUCAAGAUGCUCGAAACCAUGGUACCGGAUCUAGCCAGAGCUGCCGAUAGUCUAUACAAGUACUCAAAUCAAGAACCAUCGGACAAUGAUGUGUUCCAAGGAUGUCUGCGCAUGAAGAGACACGCUUUCGAUAGCAUGCAAAACAUCUUUAAAAAACUUGGACAACCCUACAAGGGCGACUUCAUUGAUUUCGCGAGCUUCCUGGAACUAGGCUCUACGCAACAGCAAAAAUCUCUGUUAGUUCAGAUUGCCCGAGUCAAUACCGUUAUAGCCUACGACAGAAUUCACAAUGUUGAGGAUGGCCAAGCGCCGGAAAUCUUCACGUUUCUCAAAACUUUCAACGAGGUCUUCCCUAACUACUUUAUUCCGGACCCUGGAAUGUUCCAAGAACCUGAAGUGAUAUUGGAUAUGCGGACCUGGCUUCUCGUCGAGACUCUGUCACGUACCGAUGGUCAAGGCGAUAUUGACAAACUACUCGUUGAGGUAUUCUGUGACCCUCACAAAUUAGAGAAUCUCGAUAGCAUUGAAGAAUGGUAUGACUACCCGGCGCUUUUGUCAGGACAAUACUUUCGAGAAGUUGGCGACAGUGGUCACGUUGAUACUGAGGAGCUCUGUUCAGAACGCAUAAUGGAAAUAGCCGAGGUCUUUAAACAAAGCGGAAAACACAAGACAAUCGCGCAUCUAUCGGAGAAGUACCCUCUUCAGGAGCUGCUCAACAAUCUCCGGAGCUGCUUCGACGCCAUGUACAAUAUCUUGACUGACGAAGAGAGUGUUAGGGUUGGCACUCAGUCACCAUAUCUUGAUCAACAGGCUGCCUUCGAGAGUCAAGGUGAUCCUUUCGGCUCUGAUUCUCAGUCGAUCGUCCGCGCAGAAACUCAAGAAGCAGAGCCCAGUCUCUUCGUUAAUAAACGAUCACUUCUCGCUCUAGAGUAUGACACCCAAGGGGGCGAGACCCUCCCGCCUUCAAAUCAGCAACCUACCGGUCCCAAAUCACAGGUUCCUCGCGACUAUCAUCAGCAUGCGAACGCCGACCUCCUGCGUAGCCCAUUUCCUCCUGCAAGUUCUUUUCGACUCGUUUCUGGCAGUGAUAAAGGCCAGCAUCGAGGCUACAAACGACCACGAUCGGUCACAGCCGAAGGCGAUGAUGAGGAUGAUCCUUUUGAAACUGAUGACCGUUACAUUAAUCCAGCGAGACGCGAUGAGUUAAAACGACAAAUGCCCCCACCAUCCCGACCAGAAACGAUCUCUAUAUCUCUCCCGAGACGUGUCCCCGUUCCUUCAUCUGCAAGAUCUGUGCCUCCUGCCUUUGAACAAGAAUCCUCGCGGAGUUUGACUCCUCAAGCGGCUUCACGGCUGCCACCCUCCUCCGUAGUCAAUUACGAUGCCCUCAAAAAGGCAGCAUCUCAAAGAAACAGAGAAGCGCGCUUAGCAGAUCCCGGCCGACAGGGGACAAGACAGCGUGUCCCUUGGAGCGAUCAUGACACUCAGUUGCUGCUUGAUUUGAUCCAAGAACAUGGUGCUCGCUGGUCGAUGAUUGAAUCAGAGUGUAAUGAUUAUUUUGAGCAUCCACGAAACCAACAGGCUUACCGUGACAGAGCACGUAAUCUCAAAACUGAGCUUCUUAUCACGGAUGCGGUUCUGCCUCCAAACUUCAAUGAAGUCGCUCUGGGCAGCAAAGAGAUUGCCAGGGUAAAGGCAGUUGGAAAGAACCCUCAUCGUCGGGAGGAGGAUGUUGAAGCCAAUGGUAACCCUAUUAAUACUGAGCUUUUGGAACCCACGCUAUUUUGA
This is a messenger RNA of Fusarium venenatum, 2982 nucleotides long. Lineage: Eukaryota; Fungi; Ascomycota; Sordariomycetes; Hypocreales; Nectriaceae. The record is from RefSeq and is a predicted model, not a curated record.